AUGGCUCCCGCUCCUCAGCGCGAGUCCAAGAGGCGCCGCACCUACAUGUGCAGCCGCUGUGGGUUCCCAAGAAGGGCCAUGUCUGCGCUGCCGCCGACGCUGAUUACGGACAACAUCAGCGCGCUCCCCGACGACGUCCUCCGCAGCAUCAUCUCCUUCCUCCCGACCGUACAGGCCGCGCAGACGCAGGCGCUCUCCUCCAGAUGUCGCUCCCUGUGGCGCCACGCGCCCCUAAACCUCGACGAGGGUGAGCUCAACCUCUGGGAGGACUUCAUCCUGGGUGCGAUCUCGACGAUCCUCUCCGCGCACGAUGGCCCCGUCUGGCGCUUCUCCGUCACCAAGCUCGCCCGCGUCAACGAGUUCCGCGGCGACAUAGUCGCCACCCUGGACGCCAUGCUGCGGCACCAGACGCUCAGCAGCCUCAGCGAGCUCCGUCUCCACUACAGGCCGAGCACGACGGCGCCGGACCCGCUGCCGCCCGCCGCGCUGAGGUUCUCGCUCCUCCGCGUCGCGAGCUUCGGCCACUGCAGCCUACCCGACACCGACGGCGCCAUCGGGCCCGGGGGCGUCGUCUUCCCGAAUCUGCAGGAGCUCACGCUGCUGGACAUCUCCAACUCGGAGGCCACCCUCCACGCCAUCGUGUCGGCGUGCCCUGCGAUCAGGAGCUUGCUGCUGUGCGACAACGACGCGUUCCGCCGCGUGCAGAUCAGAUCCCGGACACUGUGUUUGGAAUGA
Messenger RNA from Oryza brachyantha (malo sina), 735 nucleotides. RefSeq names its product putative F-box/FBD/LRR-repeat protein At4g00315. Gene Ontology annotation, molecular function: protein binding. Lineage: Eukaryota; Viridiplantae; Streptophyta; Magnoliopsida; Poales; Poaceae. The transcript has 3 exons. The coding region runs from base 1 to 735 and encodes 244 amino acids. The record is from RefSeq and is a predicted model, not a curated record.